AGUACGUAAUAGGCAUAAUAACGUGUAAGGUGUAACGCAACGCACGACAAUAUCAACGGAGUAUUAAAACGGAGUCUCUUCGAACGGUGAAAUAAACAGUAAAAUAAUUUAUUAUAUGCACCGCGAGAAAAAAUCAUUCGACUGCACACUGUCAUAAUAUUUGAACUUCAAUUAAAAGAAACACGAUGGAACGGUGGAGAGGCAAGGUGGCGAUAGUUACUGGCGCUAGUGCUGGCAUCGGGUCGGCGAUCGCGAUCAAGUUGGCGAAGAGCGGCGUGCACGUCGUGGCGCUUGCCAGGAGGGAAAACUUACUCAAGGAAUUAGCCGAAACGGUAAAUGAUAAAGACUACGGAUCUAUUUAUAUAAAAGUAUGUGAUGUCACUAACGAGCAAGCAGUAAAAGACGUUUUUUCGUGGGUAGAUUCGACCCUAGGAGGUCCGAGUAUUUUAAUUAACAAUGCGGGAGUAGCAAAAGUAACGAGCCUUUUAAAUGGAAAACUGGAGGAUUGGCAAGACAUAAUCAAUCUCAAUGUUCUUGCAUUGAGUGUAUGUUCGAGAGAAGCUUACAAAUCGAUGACGAAAAAUAAAAUUGAUGGCCACAUCAUCCAAAUAAAUAGUAUCACUGGUCAUUGUUUAACUCCGUAUUUUGGAUUCAAAAUGUAUAACGCUUCAAAGCAUGCAGUCACUGUACUUUGCGAUGGACUUCGACACGAAUUACAAUUAAUGGGAUCCAAAAUCAAAGUUUCGAGUAUUAGUCCGGGAUCAGUAGCUACAGAAAUGUUAGCAGAUGUCGGCAAAAUCAUCAGAGACACAUCUACGGUUGAUUUCAAAAUGCUCAAUGUAGAAGACAUCGCGAAUGCCGUAAUCACAUCUUUGGCCACGCCACCAAAUGUUCUUAUUGCUGAAAUGACUGUCAUCUCUACUGGAUCACUAAUACACACUCAUUUUCAACCAAGCCCUCAAGUUGUAGAAAAUAUAUUUAACUUAUAAUUCAUUAUGUAAAUAUUUGUGUAAUUGAUUUGUGUUAAUAAUAAGAAUACAACUCGUGAUCUAA
Rhopalosiphum maidis (corn leaf aphid) is the source of this 1053-nucleotide messenger RNA. Its product is annotated as farnesol dehydrogenase-like. The record is from RefSeq and is a predicted model, not a curated record. The transcript is spliced from 7 exons. Bases 186 to 989 code for a protein of 267 amino acids. Lineage: Eukaryota; Metazoa; Arthropoda; Insecta; Hemiptera; Aphididae.